Lagenorhynchus albirostris (white-beaked dolphin) is the source of this 2729-nucleotide messenger RNA. It is a transcript of the gene ELMOD3, whose product is annotated as ELMO domain containing 3. Bases 634 to 1977 code for a protein of 447 amino acids. The transcript is spliced from 14 exons. The record is from RefSeq and is a predicted model, not a curated record. Lineage: Eukaryota; Metazoa; Chordata; Mammalia; Artiodactyla; Delphinidae.
CCUCUCUGGCUGGGUGUCUCGAUGGACUGAGAUCUCUGUUAACAUACGCGUAUCCCAGCCGGCGAGCACCGGGAUUUGUGACCCCAAAUUGGCCAGUAGUUUUGGCUGCGGCGCCCCCCUGGGAUGGUGAUGCCUGCGGCGGAGGCCUGGUCGGGGCUGGAAGGGCCGGGGAGGCCCCAGCGACAAGGCCGAUGAAAGAAGUGGCAUACCUGUGUGCGCAUUUUUAUUUAAGAUAGUAACUGUCCCUAUUGAAGCCCCCAGCAGGGCGGCAGCCAGAACUGAGGCGCCAGCAGGCAUGUAAAGUUGGUCAUGCAUCUGUGCUGCUUGAUACAUUUCGAGCCCAGUAACAGAAGAGCCUUCCUGAGAUUGCCGUCACCAUACUUGCCUGUCACCUUCGCAAGGUUGGCCAGUGUGGCUGAUGCUCCGGAAACCUCAGGGACUCACAGAAACCUGCACCCUGGUGAUGGCACACAGGGACUGUUUUCUUGUUCUUAGUCUAAGUGGUUGCCAAGAAGGAAGGCAAAGGUAGAACAGUCGGAUCUAGGGCUCUCCCCAGAGCUUCUAAUCUCAGACCUUAUUAAACUCCUUUCUGAGCCCAAGGACAGAGUUCACUUGAACAAAUGAUUUUGAGUCAUGAAUGAAAACUCUUGCUCUUUCCAUAAUGAGAAAGAAUUAAGAGAGGGACAGGUUGAAGGUGUGUCUGCUGGGUACCCUCCACCAUGUGACAAGGACAACAGUGCUCUUCUGGCUUUCAGGGGAAUUCCUAUCUCAGAGUUGAAGAACCACGGCAUCCUCCGGGCCCUGACGGCAGAAGCGAAUAAUGGGUGGGAGCCGGCUGGGGGCACGGGUUUGAUCCCUGGUUGGGGAGCUAAGAUCCUGCAUGCUGUGAGGUACGGCCGGAAACAAAACAAACAAACAAACAACAACAACAACAAAAACAUUCAUUGUGCACCUGUCACGUGUCAGGCGCUCAGAACCCUACCUUCCUGUGGCGCCCAGUGCAGUGGGCAAGACAGUUUGCAACAUGGUGUUAUGAAUACAGAGGUGCUCCGAGCCCAAGAAGAAUGGGAAGCUGUGGACAGUAUCCAGCCAGAGACAGGGAGCCGGGCCAGCUCAGACCAGCCUGGGCAGCUAAUCUCUUUCAUUGAGGCCCUGCAGCAUUUCCAGACCGUGGACCUCUCUUCCUUCAAGAAAAGAAUCCAGCCCACGAUCCGCAGGACCGGGCUUGCUGCCCUCCGGCACUGCCUCUUCGGGCCUCCCAAGCUCCACCAGGGCCUCCGUGAAGAAAGGGACUUGGUCCUGACCAUCGCUCAGUGUGGCCUGGAUAGCCAAGACCCAAUGCAUGGCCGAGUCCUCCAGACCAUCUAUAAGAAGCUGACCGGCUCCAAGUUUGACUGUGCCCUCCACGGAGACCACUGGGAAGAUCUGGGCUUUCAGGGAACAAAUCCAGCCACAGACUUGAGAGGAGCAGGCUUCCUUGCCCUCCUGCAUCUCCUGUACCUGGUGAUGGACUCAAAGACCUUGCUGAUGGCCCAGGAGAUCUUCCGCCUGUCUCGUCACCAUAUCCAGCAAUUCCCCUUCUGUUUGAUGUCCGUGAACAUCACCCGCAUCACCAUCCAGGCCUUAAGGGAGGGAUGUCUCUCCAGGGAGUGUAACCGGCAGCAGAAGGUGGUCCCGGUGGUGAACAGCUUCUACGCCGCCACUUUCCUCCGCCUCGCGCACGUCUGGAGGACGCAGCACAAGACCAUCUCUGACUCGGGUUUUGUCCUCAGAGACUUGGAGGUGUUGGCCAAGAAGAGCCCCAGACGGCUGCUCAAGACCCUGGAGAUCUACUUGGCUGGAGUGUCAAAGGGACAGGCCUCCCUGUUGGGGGCGCGGAAGUGUGCUGGGCCACAAGCCCCUCCCUCCAAGGAUCUCACUUUCACAGGAGUGUGUGACCUGCCACCACACUCCUCUGAAGGCACAUGGCUGAUCUGACCAACCCCAGUGAGCGGCCACCGGAUCAAAAGCCUCGAAGGGGCUUUCGGAGGGUGUACCCCGGCACCGUUCUGCCCCUUGCGGUCCUAGCAGAAGGGAUGUAGGAAGCCUGUUUGGGGAGCCAAGGACCCUCACCUGCAUGAGACAUUAGGGGCUGUUAAAUUUGACCCACUACCCGCAGACCUGCCUCCGGAGCAAGGAAAACUUUGCCAUAAUCUUAGUUGGGCUACAGCUUCCAGAGUUGGGUUCCAGGUCAUUUCAGCGACAGAUCAUGAGGUGGGAGACCCCGUCUGGGUGUUCCACACAGCCCUACAUCAAAGGUAUUCCCGAGGAGAGGUGCCGGAGUUCUGACUCCUGGCAGCGGGGCUUUCAGGCCUCGGGUCCACGGGACAGGGACCAGACAUGGGCUGAGCAGUUAGAAUGUGAAGGGAGAUGGUAUCGGUGGCAGCAGCUGACAGGGGGCAGCAUGAACCAGAGAGUGCACACGGCCUGCCUUCCUCUCCAUCCCCUGAGGUCUCUGGCCUUGCACUUAUCCCACCCUCACCUCUCCCCAUCCCUCCUCCCCACUGCUUGUGACACAGAGCCAGGCACUGGGCUAGGUGUCUGCUGCCGCCCAUCCUAACCGCCCACCAGCUGGGCUACCCCCGUGGAGGCUGUGCAGGUCCCAUCAGGGAUGGUUCUCUGGCCUGGGCGAAGGAAGGAGGAAAUUCACGUACCAGCAGUUUUUAAAUAAAAGAAUUCUUCUGGGUUAA